Messenger RNA from Adineta steineri, 918 nucleotides. NCBI's taxonomy places the organism in Eukaryota, Metazoa, Rotifera, Eurotatoria, Adinetida, Adinetidae. The record is from the annotation of a GenBank genome assembly.
AUGAAAACAAAAAAGAAUCAGUUUCAACGAUUUGGAAUUACUGUUGCUGGAGGAAAUGGAUGGGGUCUUAUUAAACCAGUAUUAAAUCAAUUCUCUAUUCCUCAUGGGAUCUUUAUUGAUAGUGAUAAAUCAAUGUAUAUUUCUGAUUGUCAUAAUCAUCGCAUUGUUAAAUGGAAAUUGAAUUCAGAUACUGGUGAAGUCAUUGCAGGUAGAAAUGGAUUUGGAGAUCAAAAUGAUCAAUUGUAUUGGCCAAAAACUAUAAUUUAUGAUAAAGAAAAUAAUUCUUUUAUUAUUUCUGAAUGGGGAAACAACCGAGUAAUUCGAUAUUUUGAUAAUAAUCAAACAAAUCCACAAAUUAUUAUUUCAAAUAUUACUUGUCAUGGUCUGGCAAUCGACAAAAAUGGAUUUCUUUAUGUUUGUGAUUGGAAGAAUCAUGGAGUAAGACGAUGGAAACAAGGAGAUACAGAAGGUGAACUAGUUGCAGGUGGAAAUGGUGAAGGAAAUCAUCUUAAUCAACUUAAUAAUCCUCGUAAUAUUGUUAUUGAUGAAGACUAUUCUCUUUAUAUAUCAGAUACUUCGAAUCAUCGUGUAAUGAAAUGGAAAAAAGAUGCAAAAGAAGGAAUUAUUGUUGCUGGUGGAAAUGGUCAAGGAAAUAGUCUCAAACAACUGUCUUCUCCUUAUGGAGUGAUUGUUGAUCAUUUAGGUCAAAUCUAUGUGGCAGAUUCUCGGAAUAAUCGAGUAAUGCGUUGGUGUGAAGGAGAUGAAGAAGGUGAAAUUGUUGCAGGUGGAAAUGGUGAAGGAAGUGAAUCAAGUCAAUUGAAUUAUCCCAAAGGUUUAUCAUUUGAUGAUGAAGAAAAUCUUUAUGUUGUUGAUUCUUGGAAUCAUCGAAUCCAAAAAUAUGAAAAACUUGAAAUUUAA